This is a messenger RNA of Aplosporella prunicola CBS 121167, 1388 nucleotides long. RefSeq lists its product as uncharacterized. Gene Ontology annotation, molecular function: oxidoreductase activity. Lineage: Eukaryota; Fungi; Ascomycota; Dothideomycetes; Botryosphaeriales; Aplosporellaceae. The transcript has 4 exons. The record is from RefSeq and is a predicted model, not a curated record. Bases 50 to 1249 code for a protein of 399 amino acids.
UCCACACUGCUUAGUCUUACCUGCCUAUCUACUCUCUCAUUUUUACACAAUGGCACCUGCCCUCACAGACUCAAUCCCUCCACCCCCGUAUACUGUGCCCUCCAAGGCCACGAUCAACACAGAUGUCUUCCCUGACGGCCUCAAGACCUCGGGACAGCAUGCCCCCCUCUACGACAAGCUCCGACCUUACUCUGAAUUUCCCAAGGAGAUAACAGGCCCUACAGUGUGGAAGGCCGAGGACUACAAGAACAACCCGGAGCGCUGGACGCAUCCCUUAAGUGAAGAGGAGGUUGCCGAGUUGGGCGAAGCAGCUGAUCGCUUCAUUGAGGCUGGCACUCCAUUGACUGGCAUUUCCCAGGGCAACUUCCAAAUUCCGAAGCUCUCGAGGACUAUGACAGCACUGCGCAAUGAACUGCUCAAUGGCAAAGGAUUCAUCUUAUUCAAGGGAUUCCCUGUAGAGAAAUGGGGCGUCCACAAGAGCGCGGUUGCAUACAUGGGCCUUGGGACUUACUUGGGGUACUUUGUAUCCCAAAACGGCCGCGGUCAUAUCUUGGGCCACGUCAAGGACGUUGGUGAUGACCCCACGCAGAUCGACUCCGUCCGCAUCUACAGGACAAACGCGCGCCAAUUCUUCCACGCCGACGACUCGGACAUUGUCGGCCUGCUCUGCAUCGCGCGCGCGCUGGAGGGCGGCGAGUCAGACAUAGUCUCCUCGCACCACGUGUGGAACACGCUGCAGCGCGAGCGCCCGGACGUGGCCGAGACGCUGACGCAGCCCAUCUGGUACUUUGACCGCAAGGGCGAGACGAGCCAGGGCCAGGACGGCUGGAUCCGCACCAGCAUCUUCUACCUCGAGACGGGCGAGAGCCCGCGCGUGUACUCCAAAUGGGACCCCUACUACGUGCGCUCGCUAACGCGCUACUCGGACGCGGGGCUGAUCCCGCCCCUCUCGGCCGCGCAGGAAGAAGCGGCGCGCGUGCUCGAGGAAACCUGCCUGCGCCUCGCGCUGCACAUGAUCCUCGAGGUGGGCGACAUCCAGUUCCUCUCCAACGAGCACGUGCUGCACGCGCGCACCGAGUACCGCGACCACCCGCCCCCCGCGCCUCGCCGCCACCUGCUGCGCCUGUGGCUCAGCACGCCCGAGGACGAGGGCGGCUGGCGCUUGCCGUUCCAUGACUCGCACGAGAAGAAGAGGGGCGGUAUCCAGGUUGACGAUACGCCUCCACGCGCACCCGAUGAUGCUGAGUAGGGUGGUUGGCCGGCGGAUGGAGGGGUUGGCGUAUUCUGUAUUGUAGGGGUUUAUGUCUUGAUCUUAUGGGGUGAUAUGGCGGAUGAUGCGGACCUUUUGCUGCUGUCACGAUACCAAAAUGCAUGCAUACAUUGAGAGA